GUCGGAAUGUUUUAUCUCUGUCUUUCCGUGCUCACCUUUGUCUGCUAUCAGGACGGUCGGCGAUGGCAGCGCGACCAGGCUGUGGUCCUCUCCGAUGCUACGCUUCGCGCGGCCACUUGGCUCGUCACCGCCGCUUACCUCGCUGUCGGCCUCCGCUCCCAUCGCUUCCCGGUGUUUCUUAGGAUCUGGUGGGGAUUGUUCUUCCUUAUGUCAUGUUCCUCCCUCGCCGUUGAUCUCUUCUACCUGCGAAAACGAGAUGCUUUGUCGAUUCCCGCUUGGGUGUUCGAUAUCGUUUCCGCUCUGUCAGCUUUUAUCGUCAGUUCUGCUGCCUUCUUUGGGAACAGCCGUGAGGAGAGAGCGGUGUCUGAUACCGAGGAGCCGCUGUUGAACGGCGUCUCUGCGAAUGCAGAGAGUUGCGCGGGAAACACCUCCCUUUUCGCCAAUGCUGGAUUCCUCAGCACGCUCACCUUCUACUGGAUUGGUCCGCUGCUCGCCGUCGGCAACCGGAAAACCCUCGACUUCGCCGAUGUGCCGCAUCUGGAGCCGCGAGAUUGCAUUGACGGAAUCUUUCCCAUAUUCAGAACCAAACUCGAUUCCUGCCCCGUUACCAGCAGCGCUUCUUCCGUAACCACAUUCCAGCUCGCGAAGGCGUUGCUCCUCACCACGUGGCAGCAAGCGGCGGUCACGGCUGUUUACGCGAUCGUUUACACCUUGGCCACCUACGUAGGCCCCUACCUCAUCGACUUCCUCGUCCGGUACCUCAACGGCGAACCUCUGUUCGCCGGCGCAGCCUACUGGCUUGUGUUGACCUUCGUUGUGGGGAAGCUCUUGGAGUGCCUGUCGCAGCGGCACUACUUCUUCCAGUUGCAGCAAGCCGGUAUCAGAAUCCGCGCCGCCCUCGUCGCCAUCAUCUACCAAAAGGGGCUCACCUUGUCGAGCCGAUCGAAGCAGAGCCAGACCAGCGGCGAGGUCAUCAAUCUAAUGAGCGUCGACGCAGACCGAAUCGGGCUCUUCAGCUGGUACAUGCACGAUCUCUGGUUGGUUCCCUUGCAGGUCGCGCUCGCCUUGCUCAUCUUGUACAUCAACUUAGGCCUCGCUGCUGGCGCCGCACUGCUGGCCACGGUCUUGGUGAUGCUGGCCAAUGUGCCUCUCGGGAAGAUGCAGGAGAAGUACCAGGGAAAGGUGAUGGAGUGCAAGGAUACGAGAAUGAAGGCGACGUCGGAGAUUUUAAGGAACAUGAGAAUUCUCAAGCUGCAAGGCUGGGAGAUGAAGUUCUUAGCGAAAGUAAUCAAGCUGAGGAAGAACGAGGAGAGCUCGUUGAGGAAGUUGGUCUACACGUCGGCUUUGACAAGCUUUGUCUUCUGGGGGGCGCCCAUAUUUGUGGCGGUCGCCACUUUUGGAUUCUGCAUGCUAGUAGGGAUUCCAUUAUCGUCAGGGAAGGUCCUCUCGGCGCUGGCGACCUUUAGAGUGUUGCAGGAACCCAUCUACAAUCUCCCUGACAUGGUAUCCAUGAUCAUCCAGACCAAGGUUUCUCUUGAUCGAAUUGCUUCAUUCUUAUGCCUCGAAGAGCUGCAAUCGGAUACCAUAGAAAGGCUUCCGAGUGGCUUUUCCGAGAUCGUAGCAGAAGUGGUAAAUGGAACCUUCUUGUGGGAUCACUCUUCGGAUGCUCCGACCUUGAAGGAUUUGAACUUCAAAGUGCUGCAAGGCAUGAGGGUUGCUGUUUGUGGCACAGUUGGUUCAGGGAAAUCGAGCUUGUUGUCGAGCUUGUUAGGUGAGGUGCCCAAGGUCUCUGGAAGUGUUAGGCUCUGUGGCACAACUGCUUAUGUACCCCAGUCGCCCUGGAUACAGAGUGGUAAGAUUCAAGAUAACAUUUUGUUUGGUAAGGAGAUGGAUCGGGAGAAAUAUGAGAAGGUGCUUGAAGCUUGCUGUUUGAAGAAAGACUUAGAGAUCCUGGCAUUUGGAGACCAGACAAUGAUAGGAGAGCGGGGCAUCAACUUGAGUGGGGGACAGAAGCAAAGGAUUCAGAUUGCCCGGGCUUUGUACCACGAUGCUGAUAUUUUCCUGUUUGAUGAUCCUUUCAGCGCCGUAGAUGCUCACACAGGAACCCAUCUCUUUAAGGAGUGUUUGCUUGGUCAUCUAGCUUCAAAAACAGUAAUAUAUGUCACCCACCAAGUGGAGUUCUUACCUUCAGCUGAUCUUGUCCUGUGCAUGAAAGAUGGAAGGAUUGUACAAGCAGGCAAGUAUAAUGACGUGCUAAACUCAGGGACAGAAUUCAGGGAAUUGGUUGGUGCUCACAGGGAUGCUUUGGCAGCACUUGACUCCAUUGAGCUUGGCAUUGGUGCUCCCAAUAACAUUGCACUAGUUGAUGACAGCGACACAAAUAUUGGUGCAGGAGCUCCCAGCCAAGGUGUUAACAGUGAUGAACAAAAUGGUAAGGCAGAUGAAACGUAUAGCCAAACGGGGCAACUUGUUCAAGAAGAAGAGAGGGAGAAAGGCCGUGUUGGAUUUUGGGUCUACUGGAAGUAUGUGACGAUGGCCUAUGGAGGAGCUCUUGUUCCUCUAAUUUUGUUGGGACAAAUUCUGUUUCAAAUUCUUCAAAUUGGAAGCAAUUAUUGGAUGGCAUGGGCAGCUCCCGUCUCAGAAGAUGAGCAACCUCCUGUUAAUGGAUCAGUGCUCAUCUAUGUUUAUGUUGCACUGGCUGUUGGAAGCUCCUUUUGUGUACUUGUGAGAGCUAUGCUGCUUGUAACAGCUGGAUACAAGACAGCAACACUUUUAUUUAACAAGCUGCACAACUGCAUUUUCCGUGCUCCUAUGUCGUUCUUUGAUUCUACUCCUAGCGGCCGCAUCCUUAAUAGAGCAUCAACAGAUCAAAAUGCUGUGGACACCACUAUUCCUUUCCAAAUUGGCACAGUUGCAUUUGCUUUCAUUCAACUUGUUGGGAUAAUUGUAGUCAUGUCGCAAGUUGCAUGGCAAGUAUUCAUUGUCUUUAUUCCUGUGCUUGCAACCUGCAUUUGGUAUCAGAAUUAUUACAUAGGUACAGCUCGAGAACUGUCCAGGUUGAAUGGUGUGUGUAAAGCUCCAAUUAUACAGCAUUUCUCAGAAUCAUUGUCUGGAUCAACAACAAUAAGAAGCUUUGAUCAGAAUAAAAUAUUUAUAAAAACUAACUUCAACCUAUCAGAUCAGUUUUCUCAACUAAAGUUCCACACUGCUGCAACGAUGGAAUGGCUUUGCUUUCGUCUGGAUAUGCUGUCGUCGCUUAUGUUUGCCUUUUCUUUAGUUUUCCUAAUCUCCAUGCCAAAAGGGGUGAUUGAUCCUGGUAUUUCUGGCCUUGCUGUGGCAUAUGGACUUAAUCUUAAUAUGCUACUAACCUGGUUGAUGUGGAGUCUCUGUCAACUUGAAAACUCAAUGAUAUCAGUCGAGCGAAUACUGCAGUAUACAACCAUUGACAGUGAACCACCUCUCUUGAUCGAAUCAAAUAAACUGGACUCAAGUUGGCCAUCCAAUGGAGAAAUUGAACUUCAUAAUUUACAGGUUCGCUACAGAGCAAACAUGCCUUUAGUAUUGAGAGGCCUGACUUGUACUUUUCCUGGAGGAAUGAAAACUGGAAUUGUUGGAAGAACUGGCAGUGGAAAAUCUACCCUAAUACAAGCACUCUUCCGCAUAAUUGAUCCAGCAGUUGGGCAGAUAGCUAUUGAUGGGAUCGACAUUUCCACAGUAGGACUUCACGAUCUAAGGUCAAGACUAAGCAUAAUCCCACAAGACCCAACGAUGUUCGAGGGAACUGUUCGUAGCAACCUAGACCCCUUGGAAGAGUACAAAGAUGAAGAGAUAUGGAAGGCCGUGGAUAGCUGUCAGCUUGGGGACGAAGUGAGGAAGAAAGAACUAAAGCUCGACUCUGAAGUGACUGAAAAUGGAGAAAAUUGGAGUGUUGGUCAACGCCAGCUUGUUUGUUUGGGUAGGGUGAUUCUGAAAAAAAGUAAGGUGUUGGUUCUUGAUGAAGCAACAGCUUCGGUGGACACUGCUACAGACAGUGUGAUUCAAAAAACCCUGAGGCAGCAGUUUUCAGAGUCUACGAUGCAAUUCCUUCUCUUGGACCAGGAGUCAUUGUGGAGCAUGAUAAACCGGCAAGGUUGUUGGAAAACAAGUCGUCCCUAUUUGCGAAACUCGUUGCAGAGUACACGAUGCGAUCGAGUGCAAGUUUUGAUGACCACAAUAAAUGAAGAUUGCCACUUCUCGUUGUGAAGAACAACUCAGCUCUGAUGAUGCCUGAAAAUUAUAUUGUUGGAUGAUCUGAAUUUGAUAGGACUCGUAGCCAACCUCAAGCAUACUUACGGAUGCAGUAAUCGUUCUUCCUCGGUAUCAUUUUGUCGACAUAUCCAUGAAUUUAUGGUGAAGUGGGGGGAUUAGGUUCACCUUCACGCAGGUGAUCUGUUUCAUAACUUUCACUAUGUGAUAUAUGAUUGAGGUAGUUUGUGUUUCAACUAAUUCAUAAAUGUAGUAAAAUUAUGA
Zingiber officinale is the source of this 4509-nucleotide messenger RNA. Its product is annotated as ABC transporter C family member 3-like. Gene Ontology annotation, cellular component: vacuolar membrane; plant-type vacuole. Gene Ontology annotation, biological process: transmembrane transport. Lineage: Eukaryota; Viridiplantae; Streptophyta; Magnoliopsida; Zingiberales; Zingiberaceae. Gene Ontology annotation, molecular function: ABC-type transporter activity; ATP hydrolysis activity; ATP binding. The transcript has 10 exons. The record is from RefSeq and is a predicted model, not a curated record. The coding region runs from base 7 to 4242 and encodes 1411 amino acids.